Felis catus (domestic cat) is the source of this 4187-nucleotide messenger RNA. RefSeq names its product zinc finger protein 677-like. The coding region runs from base 175 to 1785 and encodes 536 amino acids. Lineage: Eukaryota; Metazoa; Chordata; Mammalia; Carnivora; Felidae. The transcript has 4 exons. The record is from RefSeq and is a predicted model, not a curated record. Gene Ontology annotation, molecular function: DNA-binding transcription factor activity; RNA polymerase II cis-regulatory region sequence-specific DNA binding. Gene Ontology annotation, biological process: regulation of transcription by RNA polymerase II.
CCGGAAGCGGAUCGAGCAGAGAAGGGGCGCGCUCGGGUGAGUGAGUCUCCUGUUUUGCUGGUUGGUUCCAGGGCUCGCGCUCCUCAGGCCCCUGCUCACAGCCAGGUUUCGGGGGUCGCCUGGCAAGUAUAAACUUACCUGAGAAAGAAGACCAGAAGAGGGAAAAAAGGAGGAAUGACUCUUUUCCAGGGAUGGUUAACAUUCAGGGAUGUGGCCAUAGAAUUCUCUCAGGAGGAGUGGGAGUGUCUGGACCCUGCUCAGAGGGCCUUGUACAGGGACGUGAUGCUGGAGAACUACAGGAACCUGGUCUCCCUGGGUGAGGAUGACUUCUCUCCAGAAGUUGGAAGCCCUUCUGCUGGAUUUACAGUCAAGGAAUUAUCACCAGUAGAGAACAUUAAUAAAGGAGAAUUUUACCACUUAAUAAUACUGGAGAGAAAUGAAAGUCAUGGCAUCAAGGAUUUUGAUCUCAAGGAAGUCUGGGAAAAUAUGCACGAGUUAGAGAGUCAGCGGGAGUAUGAUGCAAGAAAUUACAAAGUAGUGCCUUUGACCCAGGACAAAAAGCUCACUUGUAGAAAAGACCAGCAACUUAAUCAGUCCUCAGUUACUCUUCCUGAAAAGCAGAGUGUUUCUGUAAGAAAUAAUACAUACCAGUAUUUCAUGGAUGAUGAGCCACUUACAAGGACUUUGUUAAAACGGGAUGGUAACAGAAGUGGUUCUGGAAACCAGUACAUAAACUGUGUGGAAAAUAGAAUUGGAUUAAGUUUGCAGGCACAUCUGGCUGAGCUCCAGAGAUUUCACAGCAAGGAGAAAAUGUACGAAUGUAAUCCAACUGAGAAGUCUGUCAGCAAUGGUUCCUCAGUCUCACCACUUCAAAGAGUUCCUCCCAGUUCCAAAAACAUUUGGAAUAAAUCUAGGAAGAUUUUUAAAUAUCCUUUGUUACCUGCACAAUACAAGACAGCAUACACUAGAGGAAAAUCUUACAAAUGCAAUGACUGUGGGAAGACUUUUAGCAAAAGCUCAAACCUCAUAAGUCAUGAGAGAAUUCAUUGUGGACAGAGACCUUACAAAUGUAAUGACUGUGAUAAAGCCUUUACAUACCGUUCAAAUCUUACUCGACAUAAGAAAAUCCAUACUGGAGAGAAACCUUACAAAUGUAGCGAGUGUGGCAAAACAUUUACCCAAUGUGCAAACCUUACUAGGCAUCAGAUAAUACACACUGGAGAAAAACCACACAAAUGUAACGUGUGUGACAAGGCUUUUAACCAAAGUUCGAGCCUUAUGGCACAUCGGAGAAUUCAUACAGGGGAAAAGCCUUUUAAAUGUAAUAAGUGUGAUAAGGCUUUUAUCAAACGUUCAGACCUUUGGUGUCAUGAGAGAACUCAUACUGGGGAGAAACCUUACAAAUGUAGUGAGUGUGGCAAAGCCUUUGCUGAGCGUUCGAAUCUUACUCAACAUAGAAGAAUCCAUACAGGACAAAAACCUUAUAAAUGUAAUAAAUGUGAUAAGGCUUUUAUCAAACGUUCAGACCUUUGGGGUCAUGAGAGAUCUCAUGCUGGUGAGAAACCUUACAAAUGUAAUGAGUGUGCCAAAGCUUUUUCCCAUUUUGCAACCCUUAGUACACAUAAGAAAAUACAUACUGGAGAGAAACCACACAAAUGUAAUGUGUGUGACAAGGAUUUUAUCCGAAGUUCAAGCCUUAGGAGACAUCAGAGAACUCAUACAGGAGAAAAAUCUUAUAAAUGUAAUAAAUAUAAUAAGGCUUAUAUCAAACAUUCAGACCUUUAGAGUCACGAGAGAACUCCUACUGGAGAGAAACAGAUGUAAUGAGUGUGGCAAAGCCUUUAUGGAGCAUUCAUAUCUUGCUCAGCAUAAGAAAAUCCAUAUUGGAGAGAAACCUUAUAAAUGUAAUGAGUGUGGCACAGCUUUUAGUCAAUUUGCAAAACUUACUAGGUUUCAGAAAAUACAUAGUGAAAAGAAACAGUGUAAACCUGAUAUGUGUGGCAGUGCUUUUAUUCAAAACUCAAGCUUUGGGGAUCAUCAAAGAACUCAUAGGAGAAAGAAACCUUGCAAAUAAAAUGAGCAAGUGUUCAGGCCUUACUCAACAUCAGAGAUUCCAUCAUGGAGAGGAACCAUAUGAAACUAACGUGUGUGGCAAAGUUUGCAACCAGGAUUCACACCACACCUGGUAUCAGAAUAUAAAUGUCUGAAAGAAAGCACACAAAUGGAAUGUAUGGCAAGGCUUCUCCAAAGCUCAUAGCUUGCCAACCAUAAUUCUUGCUAGAGAAAAACCUUACAAAUGUAAUGAGUAUGAUCAACUUUAUAAAAUUGUACAACUUUGGGGAAGGGGAUAAAAAUAAGUGAAUGGGAUUAAGAGGUACAGACUUCCAGUGAUAAAUGUACAACUUUGUGGUUGCAAGAAUUCACAUACAAUGGAAUCCAUACCGGUGUGUCAUGGUCUUUACUUCAGGAAACACCAAAGAUUUCAUACUGGAGAGAAACAUUACAAAUGUAAUGAAGGUGAUAAUUUGUUUACCCGAUCCUUUGAAAGGACUACAGUAAGAAAAUUCAUACUAGGGGGGAACUAGGUUUAUUUACAGCAUUAACCAAUCUUAGAUGUUAAAUUCCACAGAAAAUUAGAAUUAUUUAAAUUCAUGAGAUGAAGUGUUUCAGUGGGACAAGUAUAUCUGUGGAAGGACCUAAUCAUCUUCUGUUUAAAUCUUUUUUAAAGAUUUUAUUUUCCACUCUACACCCAUCAAGGGGCUAAAACUGCCAACUCUGAGAUCCAGAGUCACAUGCUCUUCCGACUGAGCCAGCCAGGCACCCCUAUAAAUUUUUUUCUAAAUCGUUUGAUUGUUCUUGAGACUAGAUUAUUAUUGAUGACUUAUAACCUUAAGUUUGGAAUCCUCUGAUGUUAUACUUUAAUUACAUGCAUUUCAUUUGUCCACUGUGAUGGUCUCAGAGAAUCCUGGAUCAGUCAGGUGAAAGGAGCCUGUUUGAUUAGGUCGGGUUCAGUAAUAGUAUAUACCCUGGAAGAACUAGGAUGCUAAUUUUAAGAUAAGUUUUAGUAUAAAUUUGAGAGCAUGAGGAGUGGCCAGAAAUAGAUGUAAAACUAUUAUCUAAAUUGCCAUGUUUUCUGUGGUCACAGCCCCUUUUCUAGAUUCGUUGGUAUGAUUGAGAGGCUUUGUUGAUUUUAUUACAGGGGAGGAUUCUCUGUCAGAUGAUCAUGAAACAGUAGGUUGGCACACUGAGAGAAUGAGAUUUUCACAUGAGAAUGAUAGGUUACUAGGGAUGCAUGUGUGGUAGAAAAAAUGGAUGGAGAAUGAUGGUCUUCCCUCUUUUGAAAGGUGAUAGCUGUUGUGUAUCAUGGAUGAGUAAAAAUCAGUCUCAAGUUUGGAAACUGAAGAGUAAGUUAUAGAGGAGAUUUUAAUCAAAAGAAGCAAAGUAGGGGCGCCUGGGUGGGUCAGUAUGUUGAGAGUCCGGCUGGAUUUUGGCUCAGGGUUGUGGGAUAAACCGCAUUGUUAGGCUCUCUGCUGAAUGUGGGGCCUGCUUAAGAUCGUCUCUCUCUGCCCUUCUCACCUACUCAUGCUCUCUCUGAAAAAAACAAAACAAAAACCUAAAAGUAGUGUGCUUGUGAAAGAUUCAAAUUUGGCCACUGAAAUUCCAUUUUGAUACUAUUGUAUUUAGGAUACCCUGUGUUUCAUAGUGAAACGCUUAGCGAGUGAAAACUUUUGUGUAAUGCUGAAUGAAUCAUGUGCUUUCUCUUAGCCCAAGUGCAUCCCAACUCAUUGGGGCAUUUCAUAAUGAAUACUAAUAAUACAUCCUUGGGCUCUCUAGGUUGAAUGUGAUCCAUAACAAUUCUUUUCCAUGUUAGAUUCAAACCUACAGUUUUGGAAAUAAAUAUUCAUAAGUUGAAUUUGAGAGUUAUGCACUCAAUAGUAUAUCCCAGGUGAUUUUUUUGGCUCUAAUGAAAAUACCAUAGCAAUGCAAUUUCAAACUCACCCCCCUACAACCUGCCUUCCCAUUCAUGAAUAUACACUGUGUGAUUAUAUUUCUACAUGCCUUUUGUGCUGAAAUGAGACCCGUGUGUUGUACCUUUACAAUAAAUGAAAACAUAAAAGUCAUAGGCAUAUGAAAAGUAUUAGGAACUAAAAGUAUUUCAGAGGUAAGAAUAAAGGUAUCACAAUCUA